CCGGGCAGCACCCAUCGCUCUGACCGACCCCAGGGCACUCCCGGCAGCUCCUCACAUCGAUGAAAGCAAAGAGGAGCCACAAGACUCCAGCCAUGUCCACCUCCCUGCGAGUCAGCCCCUCGGUCCACGGCUACCGCUUCGACACAGCCCUGCGCAAGAAAGCCGUGGCCAACAUCUUCGAAAGCAUCAACGAAGAGUCCCUACAGAAACUCUUCAAAAACUCUGGGGACAAGAAGGCGGAGGAAAGAGCCAAGAUCAUCCUCGCCACCGACCAGGACUUGGAGGAGAAAACGAGGGCGCUGAUGGCGCUAAAGCAGCGGCGAAAAGACAAGCUGCUGCAGUUCCUGACAUUUCGGAAAUACUCCAUUAAAGUGCACUGAGCCGGCAGCAGGAAUGGAGGAGAGCAUUUCGGGACGGGACUGUUUGUGACCUCCUGCCACACAAGGGCUCCGCUGCCCCGAGAGCUGCUGGCAGGACUGGGGACACGAGAGGACCUCGGACCCUCCGCACGGUGUGAACCGCGGCAGCGAUGGCAGCUCCAGCUCCGACGGCAGCACCGGCAGCAUCAGCAGCCAGAGGCUCCCAGAGCAGGGGCAGCCCCCGGGCAGGGGCAGCCAGGCUCCCCGGUGGCUGUGGGACCCAGCCGUGGGGGUCCCCGUGCCUGGGCACGACUCGGGACCUCCUGAGGGACUCGGUGUUGACGGACUUCACCUCUGCACUCUGCGAGCCCUCACUCAGCCCUGGGCCGGGAGGGAGGUUCCAGGGACUGAUCAGCUUCUGGUCACGGAUCUCUUUGCAUUUGUUAAAAUGCCCCAAAGCGCACCGUGUGGGUGCAGCUCAGCUCAGCUCCAGGGAAUGCACCAGGGACACACUGCCCAUCUGUACCUUCUCUUUCUCCAGCCGUAUGUGGGCAGUGUAAGCUGUUUGCACAGAAGCAAUAAUAAUGACAAAUUUCCCUGAAUUUACUGUGAAGUUCCUUAAUAUUUUGUUCACUUCCCAUUAACACAAAAAAAAAAUCUAAAUAUCAUAACUACAGUUCUUAUUUGUAUAGAUUACAAUAGCUUUUAGCCGAGUACUUCAUGGAAAUAUUUUAUGACAAUGUUAUUAUUACAUUGACUAUAAUUUAUUGCAUAUGGCGAUUGAAAUUUAAUAAAUUAUGAAGUAAAUUUAA
Molecule: messenger RNA, 1171 nt
Organism: Calidris pugnax (ruff)
Lineage: Eukaryota; Metazoa; Chordata; Aves; Charadriiformes; Scolopacidae
Gene: TCIM
Product: chromosome unknown open reading frame, human C8orf4
Exons: 1
Coding region: 60-380 (106 amino acids)
Biological process (GO): endothelial cell activation involved in immune response; negative regulation of Notch signaling pathway
Cellular component (GO): cytosol; nucleus
Molecular function (GO): Notch binding
Source: RefSeq, a predicted model, not a curated record